AUGGACAACCCCGGAGCUGUUCUCGCCUCCACAGUGACAGCUCCAGCGGCCUUAGGCUUUGUGCCUGUUGCUGUCCAUUUCAACCUAUUUGGACUGCUUAAUCGCAUUGGGCCAGAAGCAACAGCAACUCAACUCACCGAGGCUUCAAACGCGGAAAGGUCUCAGGAAGAGAAGACUACGUCACCACUAUGUGAGAAUCCGAAGGAUACCAUGUUCGCUAUGGCAGGACUGGGUCUUGUGGAUUUGGUGGGUGAAGAAACAUAUCGAACCAACACCAUCACGGAACAUAUGAAAACGGUUCCUUCGUCGAUACAUGGAAUGUUACACUUUACAUCCGAAGCAUUGUGGGCAGCUGCCUUUUUGAUGCGAAAACUUCGAGACACGAACUUCGACUACCCUUUUCAGGAAAACAAAACCCCAACCCAAUAUGCAUAUAAGCUUCUCGGGGAAGAUGACUAUGCUAACGAGCAUACUUACUCGAUUAUGCAAGACCAAGGCCGGAUGCCCAGUUUCAAUCUUUUCAUGGAGGGAAAAUUUGGCAGUUUCGGAACCAUGCCAGACCGACUGAAAAGUUUUGGAUACGACCUAGAUUCUGUCUUCAAAAGCACUAACAGUGACAUAGCCAUAGUCGACAUCGGUGGAGGGCGAGGUGAAAUGCUGCUCGAAGUGAAGAAAGUGUUUCCGUAUCUCGAAAAGCAGAAUUUGGUACUUCAAGAGUACCAUCCAGAGCUUACCAACGACGAAGAACUAACAAUCACCCAUUGGGACUACAAAGAUGAUUCUCCAGAGCCGGUACAAGGAGCUCUUGUAUAUAGCCUUACGCAUAUUUAUCACAACCUGUCCGAUCUAGAGGCUUUAAGGCUGAUGAAGAAGAUCGCUGGCGCAAUGUCUUAUCAUUCCAGGAUGUUGAUUCACGAAUUUUCGAAAAAUUCGACCUACGGAAAGAUGCAUGCGACCAUGAUUGAGCUAUAUGCAGGAAGGCUCAGAAGCAGUAGAGAAUGGAAGCAAAUGGCGGAAUUAGUUGGACUUGAGGUGACUUUCGAGGCGUAUCCCGUUGCUGGAGAAGGACUCGUUGAGAUGCGAAGGCAAUCGAACUGA
This is a messenger RNA of Exophiala aquamarina CBS 119918, 1098 nucleotides long. RefSeq lists its product as uncharacterized. NCBI's taxonomy places the organism in Eukaryota, Fungi, Ascomycota, Eurotiomycetes, Chaetothyriales, Herpotrichiellaceae. Gene Ontology annotation, molecular function: O-methyltransferase activity. The record is from RefSeq and is a predicted model, not a curated record. The transcript has 4 exons. Bases 1 to 1098 code for a protein of 365 amino acids.